AUGGGGAAGGCGAACGGCGUCGGCGUCGGCGGCGCCGUCGACGCGGAUGUGUCGGCGGUUGGGGCGCUGGUGUGGGUGCGCCGCCCCAACGGGUCGUGGUGGCCCGGCAGGGUGGCCUCGCGCCUCGAGCUCCCCGACGGCUGCCCCGCGCCGCCCCGCUCGCCGGCCACCCCCAUCCUGCUCCUCGGCCGCCGCGACGGCCCCGCCUUAGUCGAGUGGUGCAACCUGGAGAGGAGCAAGCGCGUGAAGCCCUUCCGAUGCGGGGAGGCGGACCUGGACGACCUCAUCCGCAGGGCCGAGGAGCAGGCGGCGCGCCGCCGCAGGGCCAGCGCCGCCAGGAACGCCCGCAAGGAGGACGCCGUGCUCCAGGCCCUCGACAUCGAGCGGGCCCGCCUCCGCCUCCGCCCCAGGCCACCAAGCACCACCCCCUCCUGCCCGCCGCCGCCGCCGCCGCCGCCGCCGCCCAGGAAGCGCAAGACGCCCAACGACUCCGAGGACGACGCGCCCGCCGCCAGGCGCAUGAGGGACCUCACCGACAUCGGAUCCCCCACGAAGCCCACCACCGGCCAGAUGACAAGGAGCAGGCAGGCUCACCACGAUGCCGCCGCCGCCGCCGCCGCCAAGAGGAGCAAGCUGCCUCCUACCGUGGACCAGGUGGACAACAACCUGCCCUGCGGGGCCUUGAGGAAGAAGGACAGGUCCCGCCCGCUCUCAGAGCUCUGCAACGGGGUCAAGCCCAGCAAUGGCUUGGAUACGACGCUGGAUAAGUUCAAGCCGGAGCAAACAAAUGGUGUCAGCGGAGCCUCCUGCGUCCCGAGGCCACUCGAUGAUGUGUUCCCCCGUGGUCCUGGGGAUCAACCUGUCAAUGCCCCCAUAGUCGCCGCCGCCGCUGCCGCCGCCACGAGCAUCUUGAAAGCAGAUCAUUUGCACGCCCACCAACCAUGUGCCCCAACGAAGGCUCCUCCUACCUUGGAAUGCACCAAGCGGGCUUCGAACUGCAGCAAAGAUGGCAUGUCUUUGCAAUGUGACAGCAGAAAUCCCAAGAAGAAAACCAUGAGCUCUGCUGAGCAUGAGGGCGGCGGCAGGACCAGGAGAAGGACAACGAAGCACAAAGCGGCACCAAUCAACGAGGUUAUCCUUUUGAAGAGAAGGACGGUGAAGAGUGCCGCCGCACCUGAUGAGGAUGAUAAAAGCCUUGUUGUGAUGCUCCCUGAUGCUCUUGUCCAUGCGGCUCUGCGGCAGCGGUCUGAAAUCAAGUGCGAGCCUGAAGAGCCCUCUGGAACUAUAGGCAGGCAUCAUUCAAACGGCAAGACCGGUUCAGUACCACCUGUGGUGUCGAAGCCGGUGCUGCCCCAGCGCAGAGAUCUUAGAUGCCAUGUUGCUGUGAAGCCGACCAAGACCCUGCAGCUGAACCCGUCCCUGUACGACGUGGAAAUAAGCAGCGGGCCGGGAUGCGGCGGGGGCAGCAAGGGGCGGCACGUGCCCCUCGUGUCCCUGAUGAGCAGGUCGAGCAGGAGGCCCGUGGUUGGGUACCCGGUGUCCGUGGAGGUGCUGGAUGCCGCGUGCUGCCACCCUCCCGCCCCGAGCGUUGACGGGGUGCCGGACGCCGCCCGCCGCCACCCUCCUGCCCCGAGCGUCGACGGUGUACGGGACGCCGUGCGCUGCCACCCUCCUGCCCCGAGCGUCGCCGGGGUGCUGGACGCCACAUGCCGCCACCCACCUGCCCCGAGUGUCGACAGGGCGCCGGACGCCGCGCGCCGUCACCCUCCAGCCCCGAGCGUUGAUGGGGUACGGUACGCCGCGCGGCGCCACCCUCCCGCCCCGGGCGUCGGCGGCGUCGACCACCCGCCCUCCACGAGCAGCGGCGCCCACAGGCUAGUGAAGGUGAAGGAGGAGGUGGAGGAGGAAGCCCCGCAGCGCGCUGUGCCGGCGUCGGCGCAGAGGGCGCGGGCGAGGCACAGCCGCCGGAAGGCCUCGGAGGACGAGCUGUGGCGGCCGCACAGCAAGGAGGAGGAGGUAGGUGCGGCCCCGCGGCCAGCGCGGGCGAGGAGGAGCGUGCGCAGGAAGGUGGCGUCGGAGGACGACGAGUUGUGGCGGCCGCACAGCAAGAAGCCGGCUGUGGCGGUGGCGUCCCCAAGGAAGAUGCGGAGGCUGUCGUCCCUGGGCGCUCCGAGCCAGCGAGGAGGGGGUGAGGAGGCGAGGAGGAGGAGGAGUAAGGGGCCGGGGGCGGGGCAGCUGGUGGUGGCGUGCGUGCCGGUGCGCGUGGUGUUCAGCCGGAUCAAGGAGGCGCUGCUGAGCCAGCCGCUCAAGUUGAAAUCAAAAUGA
Triticum turgidum subsp. durum (durum wheat) is the source of this 2325-nucleotide messenger RNA. Lineage: Eukaryota; Viridiplantae; Streptophyta; Magnoliopsida; Poales; Poaceae. The record is from the annotation of a GenBank genome assembly.